AUGUAUUGGUAUUAUUUGCGUGUGAAAUUUAUCUCUAAUGUCAUCUGCUUUUGUGUCCAGGCGCUUCUUCAUUCCUCUCACAUGUACCAUGAAGCUAAGCAUGCAUUUCACAACCACGGUGUUAAGUUCUCCUCUGUUGAGGUAGAUUUACCUGCCAUGAUGUCCCAAAAAGAUAAAGCUGUUUCUAAUCUUACUCGAGGAAUUGAAGGGCUCUUCAAGAAGAAUAAGGUCACUUAUGUUAAAGGCUAUGGAAAGUUCAUCUCCCCUUCCGAAAUCUCAGUGGACACCAUUGAUGGUGAGAAUACAGUCGUAAAAGGCAAAAAUAUCAUAAUUGCCACUGGUUCUGAUGUCAAAUCUCUACCUGGGAUUGCCAUUGAUGAGAAGAAAAUAGUAUCAUCAACUGGAGCUCUGGCUUUGACAGAAAUCCCAAAGAAACUUGUGGUGGUUGGAGCAGGAUAUAUUGGCCUAGAGAUGGGCUCAGUGUGGCGUAGACUUGGUUCCGAGGUAACUGUUGUUGAGUUUGGACCUGAUAUCGUCCCAACAAUGGACUCGGAAAUCCGCAAGCAAUUUCAGCGUUCCCUUGAGAAACAAGGGAUGAAAUUUGUGCUCAAAACAAAGGUGGUAUCACGUGGUGGUGGUGACCCAAGGAAAGCUUUUCUCACAUGCUUUCCCACCUUCAUCACAGAUUCAGAGACAUCAGUAAAACCCCAGAAAAGGAAAUUAUAUUUGGUGGUCACGGUCAGGAACUUUAAGUAA
This is a messenger RNA of Prunus avium (sweet cherry), 756 nucleotides long. The record is from RefSeq and is a predicted model, not a curated record. Lineage: Eukaryota; Viridiplantae; Streptophyta; Magnoliopsida; Rosales; Rosaceae.